Molecule: messenger RNA, 1575 nt
Organism: Morchella sextelata
Lineage: Eukaryota; Fungi; Ascomycota; Pezizomycetes; Pezizales; Morchellaceae
Exons: 5
Coding region: 1-1575 (524 amino acids)
Source: RefSeq, a predicted model, not a curated record
AUGCACUCCUUCAAAUUCUCCACAGUCGCCGCUGCGGCGCUUUUCUUUUUGUCGGCCGUCAGCGCAGAAUCUCAUGCCGCCAUGGCAAGAAGGCACAUGCAUGUCCACGCCCACAAGAGAGGAGAGAUCACAAAACGCUCGACAUGCGAAUUCCCUAAAGAUGCUGGUCUGAUCGCCGUAACACCAGGAGAAAAGAACGCUGGAUGGGCCAUGUCCCCAGAUCAACCGUGCGAGCCUGGGAUGUACUGCCCAUAUGCUUGCCCCCCAGGUCAAUUGAUGGCCCAAUGGGAUCCUAGUGCAAAGACAUACUCAUACCCACAGUCAAUGAAUGGAGGCCUUUACUGUAACGAGGAUGGCGAGAUCGAAAAGCCAUUCCCUAAGAAGCCCUACUGUUAUGAUGGUGCUGGAACUGUUAGCUGCAAGAACAAGGCUGGCGGUCAGGUCUCGGUUUGCCAGACCGUCUUGCCAGGUAACGAGGCAAUGCUUAUCCCAACCCUCGUUGAGAGCAUGUCCGAUCUCGCAGUGCCUGAUACAUCUUACUGGGCCGGAACUGCAGCACACUUUUACAUCAACCCUCCAGGUGUCAACCCUGAAGAAGCAUGUGUCUGGGGAACCAAGGACAAGCCAGUUGGCAAUUGGUCUCCUUACGUUGCCGGUGCAAACGAAGUGGACUCUGGCGUAACUUUCGUCACAAUCGGCUGGAAUCCCAUUUACAUCGAGCCCGAUGUCACCUUCAGGGAUGUCAUGCCUGAUUGGGGUGUCAAGAUUGAGUGUGAAGGUGGAAAGUGUGGCGGUCUUCCCUGCUACAUUGAUCCCAACGAGCACAGUGUCAACGAAGUCUCACAGAAGAACCCACCUGGCGCUGGCGGAGCAAACUUUUGCGUUGUUUCUGUACCCAAGGGUGCAAAGGCAAACAUUGUUGUGUUCAGCAAAAGUGGCAGUGGUGGUGGGAAAACCGAGAGCAAAUCAUCUUCCGCGUCCUCUGCCAAAGCUACACCAACUCCAACUAAAUCUUCAUCCUCUGCUAGCAAGACCUCAGAGGCUAGCAGUACGGCGUCAGCCAAGAAGACUUCAAAGACGGAAUCUCCAUCCUCGACUAAGGAUUCGGGCCCGAAACCCACUAGCACUAAAGGUGACGACGAUAAGGAGGAUAAGGAGGAGGAGGGCCACGAGGAGGAGGGCCACGAGGAGGAGGGCGAACAGGGCGAGAACGACUCAGAACAUGAAGGCUCUGGUGAUUCCGAAAACUCCGGCGACGACGAGCACUCAGGCGACGACGAGCACUCCGGCGACGAUGAAGAAUCCGACGACUCAGCAAUCCACCCCGAUGAUGGCGCCGAAUUAUAUGUCGUUGAUGAGAACGAGGCUUCAAGCGGAUCGUCUUCUGAAACUACUGGAUCUUCAAAGGAUGCCACCGGCGCUGCCUCUGGCAACGAAAAUGGGAGUGUCAUCACUGUUGGUCCCUCAUCAUCAUCAACUGAUCAGCCACUGAGCUCUGGUGGAUCGAUAUUGUUCUCAAGUGCGACAUCUGUGGCAAUUUUCAGUAUAUUUUCUACUUUGGCUAUUUUUUUGUAA